GCGGAGGAAGGGCCGCUCGGGGCCGCGGCGGGCGGGGCGGGGUGAAGCGGCGGCUGCUGCCAUUCCUCUGCUGCGCGGCCGCCUCCUCCCCCCCGCCUCUUCCUGGCCGCGGCGAGAGCUGUGCUGGCAGCGGGGAGGCGGCGGCGCCCAGCUCCCGGCCCGCCAUGGCGAUCCGCAAGAAGAGCAACAAGAACCCGCCGGUGCUGAGCCACGAGUUCAUCGUGCAGAACCACGCCGACAUCGUGUCCUGCAUGGCCAUGAUCUUCCUGCUGGGGCUCAUGUUCGAGAUUACAGCCAAAGCAGCUGUCAUUUUUGUCACUCUUCAGUAUAACGUUACCAUUCCUGCCACAGAAGAACAAUCUGCAGAAACAAUCUCUCUCUAUCACUAUGGCAUCAAAGACUUGGCUACGAUUUUCUUCUAUAUGCUCGUAGCAAUAAUCAUACACGCUAUUAUUCAGGAGUAUGUAUUGGAUAAAAUUAACAGGAAAAUGCACUUUUCCAAAACGAAGCAUAGCAAGUUCAAUGAGUCUGGCCAGCUCAGCGCGUUCUACCUUUUCUCCUGUGUCUGGGGCACAAGUAUUCUUGUCUCUGAGAACUACAUAUCAGAUCCAACCUCUCUGUGGAGGGACUACCCACACACUCUGAUUCCGUUUCAAAUGAAGUUUUUCUACAUCUUACAGUUGGCAUACUGGUUUCAUGCUUUUCCUGAAUUAUACUUCCAGAAAACUAAAAAAGAGGAUAUCUUUCGCCAAAUUGUCUACAUUGGACUUUAUCUCUUUCAUAUUGCUGGAGCCUAUCUUUUGAACCUGACCCAUCUCGGACUUGUCCUCCUGGUAUUGCAUUACUUCGUUGAAUUUCUUUUCCACAUAUCUCGUCUUUUCUACUUCAGUGAUGAAAGAUACCAAAAAGGAUUUUCACUGUGGGCAGUCCUUUUUGUUUUGGGAAGGCUUCUCACCUUGAUUCUUUCGGUCCUCACUUUUGGCUUUGGUCUGGCAAGAGCAGAAAAUCAGCAGCUGAAUUUCAGCACUGGAAACUUCAAUAUCCUGGCUGUUAGAAUCAGCGUACUGGCCUCCAUCUGCUUGGCUCAGGCAUUUAUGAUGUGGAAAUUCAUUAAUUUCCAACUUCGGAGAUGGAGAGAGCAUUCUUCUUCUCAGCCUCAAUUGGUGAAAAAGAAGUUUGUCACAGCUAAAGGAAAGACCUCCAGAAAAGAAAGAGAAAAUGGAAUAAAUGGGACAGUGACCUCAAAUGGAGCAGACUCGCCUCGUAGCAGGAAGGAUAAAUCCUCGUAAAACUGGGUUUUAUUAAGUUAAUUGACAAGUGUCCCCAAAGAAUCUGCUUUUUACAUGGAUGGCCCUUCAGCACUAGCGAUGUAAUGGAUUAAAGGAAAUACAAAUCAUGGUUUUUUGAUUAUUGCUAUUGUUUUGUGAAACUUUUUUUAAAAGCCAUUUUGACUAAGAGAAAAGGUUUAUCUGUCUUCAAACAAGCGCUUGGGGGGUGGGGGGGACAAAACACUUUUUAAAUAACAUUGACACUUUUUUAAACACUUACUGUGAUGAAAUCACUUCACGUAAUGAGGAUCACUGAUGCAAUGUAUUCUUUCUUUCCAGUCUUUUGUAAUCUUGGUGAUAUAUACUGUUUUCCAACUUCGCUUUUUCCUAGUUCUUCAAAACUUCGAAUAUAUUACAAAAUGGAAGUAAAAAUGUAGUGUGCAUUUUCAGAUACUCUGACUUUUAAGUUAAUUACCUUGAUUCAAAUUCAAAGAUUAAAUUGGAAUUCUAAGACCGCACCAGUAAACUUCUUCUAUUUUGUAGUUGUUAGCUACACAGUGUCUGCUCUAAGAAUUGCCCCCUGUCAUUAAAACAAAACUGAACUCAUUGGAAAUGUUGCGGAGUCUUUUUGCUUGUUGGUUAGAAGUGUCUUAGAAGUAACAGAGAAACCUUUCUGAGAUAAAGCUUUAGCACUUGAAAAUUAGAAGGGAAAGGCGUACGUCAUAGAGUUGAUUUGAGUAGCACUGUUAACUCCAGUCUAUGCUUUUGAAGUGUGCGUGUCUUGGGCAGUUACUGUGUGCUGGACCUUCUUUCAAAGCCUGUCUUUCUGAUUUUAGAAGGUGGAGAUUCUUAUGGUGUUGUUUGCUUUAGGUGGGGAGGCAUCUAAUGCUCCAUAAAGAGGGAAUUUGUUAGAUCAGUGGAUCAAGUUUAUACAAACAUUCCUUUAUUCUAAACGCUUUGCCUUGUUUCGCCUCUGUUAGGAAAUAGUUUGAUUUCUCCUAUAUAUAUAUUUUUAUGAAAGAAUAUUUAAAAGCUACAACUUCUUAAAAUCGGUAUAUUGUGUGUGCCCUCUGCUACAGCCUGAAGAAUCUGGAUUUAAGAUUUUUUCCAUUAUCUGUCUUUCAUAAUUGUAUUAAAUGUGAAGCCUUGUCCAGUUAAUUUUCCAAUUUAAUAUGCAGUUAAUGUUUUUCUUGUGUAUCCUUUUGCAGUGGGAAUCGUUCGACUUGGGAAUGAGUUAAAGAUUUUUAUUCAGUCUCAAGAAGUUACUAAAUCAGGCUUUCAGGUUAACCCCAGUGUUAGACUGCUUGUGGAUUGAAUAGGAGUAAUUAGAAGCAAUCAAACUGAUAAACAAACAGGUUAACUGGAAACUGUUACUAUAGUUGAGUUUGUUACCCAACAAAAAGCUGCAUUCUGUAUCUUACACAGUUUGGUUGCUUACUAUACAGAAUAAACAUUUUAGUACAAAAUCUUGUCUACAUGUAACUAUCCAUUCUUCAGUCAUACAGCGCUGCUUAGAGUGACUACCGUAUAAUUUGUUACAUGUUCCAGGUAGUUCAAGUCACAGUUUUAAGUACUUGCUUCAACAGCUCCUGAGGUGUACUCGGCAGACUUGAGCUUAGUGAACUUGAGAACUGUGGGGCAGCACGCCCUUUAAUGCACCCAGUCUACUUCAGUAGAAGUAGGUGGUGUUAUUUUUAUGUACUGAUCCGACAAAAAAGAACACAGAAAACUCAAAUGACGUAACUGUGGGUCUGUCCAACCUGACCUUAAAACUGGAAAUUUGGAAUGCGGAAAUGCGGAGGGAAUUGAUAAACGAAGUGCCGCACAAAGUCACAUUUCACAUCUGAUAUUUCUAACAGAGACAUGCAUAGAUUCUGUGUGCCUUGCUCUCGAGUUGUACCUUAAGCCAAAAGGGACAAACAUUUAAAGCUUCUUGUCUGGUACUUUGACUGUAAAUCAAGUUUGAGUCUGAUAUCUGGUUGUGUUGGUGUCUGAUAUCUGGUUGUGUUGGUGCUGUCAGAGUCAUAAAUGAUGAGAAAGAAGUCAUAAAGGGAGCUUUUAAGGUACUUCUUCUGCUCUUUGAUACAUUGGAGUCUGAGGGUUGUGAUUCCUGUGUCCCUAAGGCAAACUGCUUUUGUAAAGCUCAUUCUUUGUGACGGGAGUCUUGAAAUGUGAACUUCAGAUUCACUUCCAGACACUUGAGGAGAGCGUGUUCUUGCCUGUUAAUAUUAUUGACUUUGCUUUUUGUUUCCUGUUGGCCUUUUGGAUGUUCUUGGCCUUGGGACUUUACAAAAAGAAUUUUUGAUUCCAUGAUGGCUUAAUCUUCAUCUUUGCCUUAUAGGACCUGUUGUUUUCCGACAAGUAAUAUAGAAUGAUUUCUCUUGAGUUUGAACAGAGCAUUGGAUGCCAGUUUCUUUCAUCUUCUCACGUCGUAGCUAAAAAUGCAUAUUGAUAGUUUUGGAGGAGUCAUUCCUGACUUCCUGUAGAAGCAAUAAUGUUUUAAUUUCUACCUUGUGGUGAAAACCUCUGUGAAUUUAAAACGUUUUGAGACUUCGCUUUCCAAUUUGUUACUUGCUUUGGCAUGAGAUUAUCCUUGCCUGUUUGGAUAACUUCUUUUUUGUUGCUUACAUUCUGAUUUUCAAACCUUAUCGCAUUUCAUUGCUCUGUGUGUAGUCUGGGAUUCAUUAGGAUAGAAGAUCGGUUGUCUAAUAAUGCUUUCAAAGUUACGGUAUCAGAAUAAUGAGAAAUGGGAACAACUGAAGAGUUUGUUAUUACACUGCUAUGCCUAAUAAAAUGCUUUUUGCUUA
Molecule: messenger RNA, 4075 nt
Organism: Coturnix japonica (Japanese quail)
Lineage: Eukaryota; Metazoa; Chordata; Aves; Galliformes; Phasianidae
Gene: TRAM1
Product: translocation associated membrane protein 1
Biological process (GO): SRP-dependent cotranslational protein targeting to membrane, translocation; protein insertion into ER membrane
Cellular component (GO): endoplasmic reticulum membrane
Source: RefSeq, a predicted model, not a curated record